This is a messenger RNA of Sordaria macrospora k-hell, 837 nucleotides long. RefSeq lists its product as uncharacterized. The record is from RefSeq and is a predicted model, not a curated record. Lineage: Eukaryota; Fungi; Ascomycota; Sordariomycetes; Sordariales; Sordariaceae.
AUGAUCCCUCAACCUUUUCAUCACCCUGCAAGAGCCGGUGGUCCAUCGACCAACCAUCGCCAAGCCUCUCCGCCGGCUGCACCAAAUCCAGCGUUUGGUUCGCCAUUGCUUAGAACGAUGCGCGACCCGGCUUUUCACCAACCACAACACUACGCAAACGUCGCUGCCAUCAACACCCCGUGGCAACCACCACAAGAUCGUCUUUCCCGGCCGGAACCUCAUGCGCCAAACUAUUUGAUGAAUUCAGCUUGGACGGCCGGUCCGGCACAAGCAGCUGCCCUUUUGGGGCAGUAUGCGGGGGUUGCUCCAGGCACAGCAGGAGUGCCCUGGCAAGGUUCUGUCCCUACAGUGGCUCCUAUGAUGCCUGCGAUGCAGGGGCAGGUGUGGCCCACAGCUUCCGGCAUCCUCAACCAACGCCGUGGCCCACAUGCACCACAGCAAAGGGGUCGCGGUCAUGAAUGGUCUCAGAUCGAGCAAGACUAUCUUCUGAUGUAUAAAAGACAAGGGAUGACCCAUCCAAUGAUUGCGGAAACUCUUUCGAACAUGUUCAACGUCGAAAGGACACACCACAUGGUGACGAAGAAGCUGGCAGCGCUGAGAAGGGAAGCCAUCAAGCCCGAUAUGUACGAACAGUCGAUCAAGAACGUCUUGCCUCGAUCCAUCGACCUCCUCUUCGAGGAACUUUCCACUGAGAUGGGCAUGAAAUUCGCCCCCAGCGAGGAACGUAAGAAGCAUCUCGAGCGUUUCUUGCUGACCUGGUUUUCUGGCGUCAUUCUAGACAGCCAGAGACCAGUGGCUGGGGCGGGCGUAAACGCGAUGGGAUCUCAACGGCCGUGA